AUGCAGAACGACCGGAUGGCAGCUUUCAGGGCUGGACGCCAGCAGCAACAGCAGCCCCACGAGAUGACCGACUUCACGAACGGCGCGAACUCGCCCCAGUCCCCGACAGGCACGAACGGGAACGGGGCUGCACCCACAAUGGACAACUUCUACAAUCAGGUCACGCACAUCCAAGACGACCUCGCCGCGUUCAACGCGAACGUGCAGAAGAUCCAGGACCUCCAUGCGCGCACGCUCAACCAGGCGGACGAGUCCGUGCGCACGCGCGAUACUGCCGUGCUCGACGACCUCGUCGGCGAGUCCCGCGGGCUGAGCAACCUCAUCAAGGACCGCAUCCAGAAGCUCUCCCAGUUCCCCGCCGCGCGCCCCCAGGACCAGCAGAUCUGCAGGAACCAGACGAACCGGUUGCGGACGCGGUUCGUCGAGGUGCUCCAGAACUAUCAGAGCGUCGAGCGCGACUACCGCCAGAAGUACAAGCAGCGGAUCGAGCGGCAGUUCAAGAUCGUCAAACCUGAUGCGACGCCAGAGGAGGUGGUGGCAGUCGUGGACGACCCCGAAGGCGGCUCGCAGAUUUUCUCGCAAGCGCUGUCGAGUUCGUCGCAGUACGGGAUGGCGCGCAUGGCGUACCGGGAGACCCAAGACCGCCAUAACGACAUCAAGAAGAUCGAACGUACGCUCGAGGAGCUCGCGCAAAUGUUCAAUGACAUGUCCGUGCUAGUGGCGCAACAGGACGAGGCCAUCGAACAGAUUAACACAACCGCACAGAAUGUGGAGCUCGACGCACGUGAAGGUGGGAAACAAGUGGACAAGGCGGUCGAGCACGCGCGCUCGGCUCGCAGGAAGAGGUGGAUUUGCUUCGGCAUCAUCAUCUUCGUCAUCGCUGUCCUCGCGCUUGUCCUUGGUCUCUACUUCGGCGUUGGUCCCGGGAAGCCCAAGAGCAGCAAAUAG
Messenger RNA from Epithele typhae, 948 nucleotides. Its product is annotated as t-SNARE. Bases 1 to 948 code for a protein of 315 amino acids. The record is from RefSeq and is a predicted model, not a curated record. Gene Ontology annotation, cellular component: plasma membrane; SNARE complex; endomembrane system. Gene Ontology annotation, biological process: vesicle fusion; intracellular protein transport; exocytosis. Gene Ontology annotation, molecular function: SNARE binding; SNAP receptor activity. NCBI's taxonomy places the organism in Eukaryota, Fungi, Basidiomycota, Agaricomycetes, Polyporales, Epitheliaceae. The transcript is spliced from 8 exons.